This is a messenger RNA of Acanthochromis polyacanthus (spiny chromis), 4560 nucleotides long. Its product is annotated as pre-B-cell leukemia transcription factor 1. Gene Ontology annotation, cellular component: nucleus. Gene Ontology annotation, biological process: animal organ morphogenesis; embryonic organ development; regulation of transcription by RNA polymerase II. The record is from RefSeq and is a predicted model, not a curated record. Gene Ontology annotation, molecular function: DNA-binding transcription factor activity, RNA polymerase II-specific; RNA polymerase II cis-regulatory region sequence-specific DNA binding. The coding region runs from base 516 to 1694 and encodes 392 amino acids. NCBI's taxonomy places the organism in Eukaryota, Metazoa, Chordata, Actinopteri, Pomacentridae. The transcript has 9 exons.
CUUCCUAUUUCUUACAGCCACUUUUUUUCCCUCCUCCUCCUCUAUAAUUUGCCAGGCAGAGAGAGAGAGAGAGAAGAGAAAGGGGGGUUUGGAUCACUGCGCGACAUUACAAGAAACGUGCAUGUUAGUAGUAGAAACCAGCAGCAGCCUCUCUUCUUUUUACGCACACCCUUCUCCAGUGAAGGCAGCAGCAGUUCAGAUCAGAUUUCACAUUCAGCUCCGACCAGCUGAGAGAGAGACAGUCAGAGAGCAGGAGGGCUCGUUUCUCUCCGCUUUUCCCCCCUUUUCUGAAAUCCCCGUUUUAGAAAAAAAAAGAAAAAAAAACUGUUCGGUGAGAAAACGCUCCUGCGUGGAAACCCCCCGGGUGCGCAGCGCAAAAUAUCGGGAUUUUUAUUUUUUUAUUUUUUUUAUUCCUCCAUUCUUCCUUCCUUUUUUCUUCUUUUAUGUAUUUUUGCAGGAUUUCAGCAGCAAGAGCGCCACAGAGAAUUAGAUAAGGAGGAAGAGAAGCAGAAGAGAUGGACGAGCAGCCGAGGUUGAUGCACUCUCACACGGGGGUAGGCAUGGCAGGGCACCCCGGCCUGCCGCAGCAUAUGCAGGAAGGCACCGGAGGAACGGACGGCGACGGGAGGAAACAGGACAUUGGAGACAUUUUACAGCAAAUUAUGACCAUCACGGAUCAGAGUCUGGACGAAGCCCAAGCCAGGAAACACGCUCUGAACUGUCACAGAAUGAAGCCAGCUCUUUUCAAUGUCUUGUGUGAAAUCAAAGAAAAAACAGUGCUGAGCAUCCGUGGCGCUCAGGAGGAGGAGCCCCCCGAUCCCCAGCUCAUGCGGCUGGACAACAUGCUGCUGGCAGAGGGGGUGUCCGGGCCAGAGAAAGGUGGAGGCUCUGCGGCGGCGGCGGCUGCAGCGGCCGCCUCGGGAGGAGCAGGAGCCGACAACUCAGCGGAGCACUCCGACUAUAGGGCCAAGCUGUCCCAGAUCAGACAGAUCUACCACACAGAGCUGGAGAAGUAUGAACAGGCGUGUAACGAGUUCACCACCCAUGUGAUGAACCUGUUGCGAGAGCAGUCACGCACGCGGCCAAUUUCGCCCAAAGAGAUCGAGCGCAUGGUGAACAUCAUCCACCGCAAGUUCAGUUCCAUCCAGAUGCAGCUCAAACAGAGCACCUGUGAGGCCGUCAUGAUCCUGCGCUCCCGCUUCCUCGAUGCCAGACGGAAAAGACGAAACUUCAACAAGCAGGCAACAGAGAUCCUGAAUGAGUAUUUCUACUCGCACCUCAGUAACCCCUACCCCAGUGAGGAGGCUAAAGAAGAGCUGGCAAAGAAGUGUGCCAUCACAGUGGCCCAGGUUUCCAACUGGUUUGGGAAUAAAAGAAUCAGAUACAAGAAAAACAUUGGUUCUGCUGGUUCUUUUAACAUGUCAAACUCCGGGGACUUGUUCAUGAGCGUGCAGUCUCUCAAUGGGGACUCGUACCAGGGGGCUCAGGUGGGAGCCAACGUGCAGUCGCAGGUGGAUACCCUUCGCCAUGUUAUCAGUCAGACAGGCGGAUACAGUGAAGGACUCACAGCCAACCAGAUGUACAGUCCGCAGGGCAUCAAUGCAAACGGUGGCUGGCAGGAUGCUCCGACCCCCUCAUCAGUGACUUCGCCCACAGAAGGACCUGGAAGCGUUCACUCCGACACCUCCAACUGAUCCUCCACCGUCCUCUUCACCCCCCCCACCUUCUUCCUCUACUGCACCCCACCCCCCCACCCCCAAAAACCCUGAGCCCCUCUUUUUUUGGGACUGGACGUGAUGUGACACAGCAGGACACAGUCGGGGUCUGGGGACUUUCACCGUUACGGACAAAAAAUUUCCUAUCUGGACCACCGUUGGCAGCCUGCAUAGGGGACUUCAUAUCCAAACUUCACAGUUUGUACAGUUUCCACUAGAUGUCCAUGCUGCCUCUUUGUAUUUCUCUUUACAUUAUGUAUCUUUACAUUGUGUAGGCUCACCGUUAGCAGCAUACCGCCCCACGUCUUGUAAAUUGAAACGCUUUCACACUACCUCUAUUCGACAUAACAACUUGAGCAGAUGACAUUUAAAACGCUUCGGUUUUACAAAUUUUUAUAAUUAUUGCAGUUUUUGCAGUUUUCACCGCACCAUGCCCCCCUGUCACUAAACCACGUCUGUUUUUUUAAUGCUGGUUUUCUUUGUUUAUCUAUCGUGCCAAAGUUCAACCCUGGCGGUGAAUUUUGAUAAUGUUUUUAAUCUUGUUUCCUUACAUUUCUCAUGCCACACUUUGUAAAGUAUUAUGUUUGUCCAGCCAUAUUAGUCAGGUAACUUCCAAGUAUUCAGCCUCAGCUUUUAUCAUUUGUAUUCAGAACUUCUCCAACAGACAUAUAAGGCAUUUUAUAUUUUCUUGUCAGAGUAGUUAUGCUUUCUGCUCAUUUGCAGUACAACAAUCGCAAGUGUUAACUAAAAAGCGAUGAGAGUGGACGUUCAGUCGCGCACGUCAGCUGUAUCCACAGGAACCGAGCUGAAACUCUUCAAUUGGUAGCAGCAAUUACGGCAGGUCAAUACGUUUUAAAGCACAAUAACAUCAAGUGAUUGAAGUCAAAGGGGAACAUUUGUAACUGUCAAAGAGAAAACUGUUUAACUCUAGUAGUCAUACUAUACAGUACAUUAUCAGAUAGCGUAUGUAUGUGUAUCAGUGAGAUCAAUAUAGCCAAAUACUGCUGGUAACCAAAUCCAAAAUUAUAACUCUGAUUUUAAGGUAUUUCACACAUUGCAUGUCAGAUUUCACACUCGCUUUUCCUGUAUGGAAUUAUGUUUGCGUCAAAAUUUGGAGACCACGAUGGCUCAGUUUGAGCACAGAACAGACAUUUUGCUUUCUCUGCAAAAUAUGCUUUGUGUUUGAGCAAAAGAAUAAAUAUUCUGCGAUUUAGGCACAAAUAUAACUCCACAUCCAUACAGUAUCCUGUAACAUCAGAGAGACUUUUUGAAAUGGAACAGUGUUUAUAGUCUCAGUAUUCAAGAGUUCCUUCACUUUUAGUUUUGUUUUCAAAUGACACUACAUUCAUCAACACAAGCCAAUCCAAAAUGUGAACUUAAAUUUGUGACUUUUGUUGUAUGUACAGUAUAGUAUGUGGUCUAAUGUAUACAUGAUUACAGUAGUCCUCAUGAGAUAUCAGCAUUUACAUACUUUGAUACCAAAAAAAUGGCAGAAUUUUUAUCUUCUACAUUGGGAUCAGCUUUAUCAAGGUUUUUGUUUUUCCACUUUUGGAAGCAUUUUAUUAUCUGCGGUACCUGUGGGCAUCCCAUAAUGCUCCAGUACUCUGUAUUCAAACCAAAAAAAAGAAAAAAUGCAGUUGGAAUACAGUAAUGUUUAUAUAAAUUAAAAUGGAAACCAAUACCCUGAUGGCACACAAAUCCAGAUGAUGUUUGGAUAUAUUUUUAUGUCUCCAUUUUGUGAAUAAGUCAUCAUUUUUUGUUUGUUUUUGGGUUUUUUUUUCCUUUAAUCCUACCAUUAUAUGUGAAUUAGCCCAAGAAUGCUCUAUAUACAGUAUGUAGAUAUGCACUGUUACUCUUCUUUUGCAUCUUUGAAUUUGGACAGCAGCUGUUUUAAUGCAGCCUGUUUGAGUUCCUGUUGGAUUUAGGGUGAAAUCCUUUUUAUUGUUUUGUACUCAGAUCACCGACCCAAGCCUGCACCCCAGACGCAAAAUGAAGGUGGUGUGAAAACUUAGUGUUAGCACCGCCCUCUGGCUUUGUUUGUAGCUGAACUGAACACUAACAGGAAACUAAAUUCAGUCCCGAGAUCCCAAAAAGUCACAUAACAGCCCGAGAAACCACAGGUUUGUUUGUUUUUUUGGCAGUUGUCAGUGGGUUUGUAUUUAUUACACAUGUAUGAAAUCAUGGAUGUUUCAGAGCUACAGCGUGGCGGUUUGACUACACCAAACAUUCAGAUGACUCAGAGCGGCUCCCCCCUCGACUCACCUGCUCAGUAUUACAGCCGAGGGGUCGAGCACCAUUGAAGUGAUGCACAGAACCUGCCUCAGUCGUGUCUUUGGAAGUCAUCGGCGUGAACUGACAGCGGCGGCCAUGCAAGGCAAACACGAGGAUUGUUUUUUUGCACCCCUCAAAAAAAGGCUUGACUCUACUUUUCACAUUGCCUGUCAAAUAUUAUCGAAGCUUCAUGUAAUGAUGCUUUUUAGUUUUUGAAUAUAAAAGGAAAAGAGACAUGAAAAGAAAAAUGAACAAUUUGUAAAACAUAAAAUGUUUUAUUUGUUGCAUGUCUUUUUGUUCUUCAAUAAAAUAACGUACUGCAGUGUUUUGAAUGUUAACUUCUUUUUUAUAAGGAUUUCAGAGUGAAAUCGUGGAGCCUUUUUCUUGACAGGUUUUAACUUUUAAGAUCUCUGCGUAUGUAAAAAGGUAUCAAAUGGAAAACUAUUGUCUUUUUAAUUCCAAUUCAAAACCUGUUUUCUGUGGAGAAAAAUAGCUGAAAGGUGUAGGUUUUAUGGUCUCUUAAUUUGUACUGGCAAUGCGUAUCCCAAAUAAAUAGUUUCUUUUGUUGCAUAAA